AUGCCUCGUGGUUAUGAAUCUAUGAAUGACGAGCUGGUUGCUAAUCAAGAUGUGUUACUCGAUCAAGUGCGAACUUUAUUAAAAAUUUCUCAACAAAAUCAGGCUGCACUUGAAAGAAUCCAACAAAC
Racocetra fulgida is the source of this 128-nucleotide messenger RNA. Lineage: Eukaryota; Fungi; Glomeromycota; Glomeromycetes; Diversisporales; Gigasporaceae. The record is from the annotation of a GenBank genome assembly.